Messenger RNA from Camellia sinensis, 3828 nucleotides. Lineage: Eukaryota; Viridiplantae; Streptophyta; Magnoliopsida; Ericales; Theaceae. The record is from RefSeq and is a predicted model, not a curated record.
UGGAAGCUCUGAAGGAAAUAGCAAGCAAGUUGGGAAAAAAGAAUUGGAAUUUCAGUGUAGAUCCAUGCAGUGGAGAAUCGGGUUGGGCCAACCAGAGUGAGCCUAACGGGUUUCAGAAUGCUGUUACCUGUGAUAACUGCACCUCUGAUAAGACCACCUGCCAUGUUGUCAGCAUGAGGCAAUUAUUAAUAUAGAAGAAUGGGUGAGACUGGGAAGCAAUAUCGUUCCCAUAGGGACAAUGAUGGAGAUAAAAAGAAUGAAUCAGAAGAGACGGGGAAAUGAUAGAGAUGACAAGGGUAAUGAUGAACUAAUCAUUUAUAGGAUUCUAUGCCUAGAUGGGUUUAUUGGUGGGCGAGAUGUGUUUGGUAGUUGGUGAGAUGUGUAUGGAGAAAUUAUGAGAUGGGGAUUGAUGAGAUGAUACUUUUGUUAAAGGAUAAAAUUGUGAUUCUAAAAAAAUUCAUUAAGUGUGUAGAGUAAGGAAACUUAGUGUGUGAAAAUAAAAUUUCUCAAAAAUUGAAGAUUCAAAAAAAUUUAUGGAAUGCUAAUACCAGCACUUUUUUUUAGCGUAUACAAGCACUGUCAAAUGAUGAAAUCAGGAUAUUACCCCUCAUGCUACUUCUUGAAAUAACGACAUUAUUCCUCUCCUUCCACCGCGACAACCGUUACCGCCAACGUCUCUUUUGUCUUUUAUUUCUUUUCUAGGUCGAAGCCCUUUUCUCUCCUGCCUCAAAAUCUGUCACUCUCUUAUCUCCACCAUUUUGAGGGACUAAGAGAGUUCUCAAAUCACAAAAUCUUGGUGGCAUUCUCCCUCCAGAAUUGGUCAAACUCCCUUAUCUCCAAGAAUUUGACAUCAGCCGCAACUACGUUAAUGGUACUAUCCCUCCAGAAUGGGGUUCCUUGCCACUAGUAAACAUAUCCCUCCUUGGAAACCGAAUAACAGAAUCCUCGAGUUCAAUGAACUAUCGGGAGACCUUCCUCAGGAGCUUGGUAACCUUUCCAGCAUUACGAGACUGUAUUUAACCUCAAAUAAUUUUUUUGGGGACCUGCCGGGAACACUAGCAAAGUUGACCACUUUGAAGGACUUUCGGAUCGGCGACAACUUCUUCACAGGAAGCAUACCCAAUUUCAUCCAAAACUGGAUACAUCUUGAAGCUUUAUUGAUUCAGGCUAGUGGCUUGGAUGGUCCAAUUCCUUCUGGCAUUGCCUUUCUGACUAAUAUGACCGACUUGAGAAUUAGCGACUUGAAUGGAAGCAAAGUGUCUGAUUUUCCAUUCGUCGGUAACAUGACAAAACUAAAGAGACUGUUGAUGAAAAGUUGCAACAUUAAUGGAAGCUUACCAGUAUAUCUUGGGACAACUCAAUGGACUGAAUUAAAAUUUUUAGACCUUAGCUUUAACAAACUAAGUGGAGAAAUUCCAAGCACCUUUAAGAAUCUGAGCAAUUUAACUUCCAUUUAUUUAACUGGUAACUUGCUCAAUGGAUCUGUGCCUACUUAUUGGAUGCUGGAUAGUAGACUGAAGGUGUCAAUCGAUCUAUCCUAUAACAACUUAAGCUCAUCAGGUGAUUCAUUUUGCGGAAGCCGACAAAGUAAAUUGAACUUGUUUGGAAGCUCUUCAGAGGACAAUGCUUCUGAAAUUCUUGCCUGCCGUGGUUGUCUACGAAAUGUCUCUUCUUUCCAUAUAAAUUGUGGUGGAAGUGAUGUAGCUGUUGAUGGAAAAACAUAUGAAAAAGAUACAGAUUCAGCUGGGUCUUCAUGGUUUUUCAUAAGCCCAACUAAUUGGGCUUUUAGCAGCACUGGUGACUUUGUGGAAGAUAAUCGCCCUUCAAAGACAUACCAUUGGACAAAUACUUCGAGGCUCUCUAUGAAGAAUUCCGAGUUGUACAUGAAUGCACGGCUUUCUCCCCUAUCCCUGACUUACUAUGGUUUCUGUCUACUAAAUGGAAACUACACAGUAAAGCUUCACUUUGCAGAGAUCAUGUUUACUGAUGAUGAAACAUAUUUUAGUGUUGGAAGACGAACAUUUGAUGUUCACAUUCAGGGAAAGCGGGUGCUGGAGGAUUUUAAUAUUGAGCAUGCAGCAGGUGGGGUUGGUAAGGAAACCAUACAAAAUUUUACAGCAGAAGUGACGGAAAGCACAUUAGAUAUACGGUUCUAUUGGGCAGGAAGAGGGACAACUGCUAUCCCUUUUAAGGGAGUAUAUGGUCCUCUCAUUUCAGCCAUUUCUGUGAAUCGUAAUUUUGAUCCAUCAGAGAAUAGGAGUAAUGCAUCUGUAUCAAGAAAGGGAAAUACUAUAUCUACAGGCAGUAUAGUUGGAAUUGUGGCUGGAGUAGUAUUUGCUAUCUUCCUAAUGCUGGGUAUUCUUUGGUGGAAAGGAUGUCUACAACACAAUAAUACGAUGGAACAUGAUCUAAAGGGUCUACACCUACAUACUGGUUCAUUUACCUUAAGGCAAAUUAAAGCUGCCACAAAGAAUUUUGAUGUUGCUAAUAAGGUUGGAGAGGGUGGUUUUGGUUCGGUGUACAAGGGCCUUUUAUUGGAUGGCACUGUGAUUGCUGUGAAGCAGCUUUCUUCCAAAUCAAAGCAAGGAAAUCGUGAGUUUGUGAAUGAGAUAGGCAUGAUUUCUGCCUUACAACACCCUAAUUUGGUAAAGCUCUAUGGAUGUUGCAUUGAAGAAGAUCAACUGUUGCUAGUAUAUGAGUACAUGGAAAACAACAGCCUUGCUCGUGCUUUGUUUGGACCUGAAGAACACCGGUUAACACUAGACUGGCCAACUAGGAACAGGAUCUGUAUUGGUAUUGCAAAAGGUUUGGCUUAUCUACAUGAAGAAUCAAGACUGAAGAUUGUCCACAGAGACAUCAAGGCCACUAAUGUGUUGCUUGAUAAAAAUCUUAAUCCUAAGAUAUCCGACUUUGGUCUUGCAAAGCUUGAUGAAGAAGAGAAUACCCACAUAAGCACUCGGAUUGUGGGAACUUACGGGUAUAUGGCACCUGAAUACGCAAUGUGGGGUCACUUAACUGACAAGGCGGAUGUUUAUAGUUUCGGAGUUGUGGCCUUAGAAAUUGUCAGUGGGAGGAGUGCCACUAGUAGUUACAGGAGAAAGGAGGAUUCCUUUAAUCUUCUUGCAUUGGCACUGGACUUAAAGGAAAAAGGGAAUUUGAUGGAGCUAGUGGAUCCGAGGUUGGAAUCAGAUUUCAACAAAGAACAAGUGAUGGUGAUGCUUAAUGUAGCUCUGCUAUGCACUAAUGCCACAGCAGCAAUCAGGCCUACAAUGUCUUCAGUGGUAAGCAUGCUUGAAGGCAAAGUUGAGGUUCAAAGUUUUUCAAUUGAUGGUAUAGAGCCCGAGAAGACAGAUAACCGGUUCCAAUACAGCCCUGAAAUGAGCACGAGUGACAGCCAUAGCCACGGUAUCUCAACUGACGGGCCAUGGACUGACACCACAUCCGCCUCUGAUCUUUACCCACUCAAAUUGAGUUCUCAGUGGCAAAAGAGAGAUUGAAGUGUUUGUUACACAUCCUCUCAAUUGUUUUUGCAUAUGUAUAGACAUUGCUGUUGUAUGUCCAUUUGGUUAUGUUUUUUUGACUACUAUUUUUUUUUUCUCAUUACUUUCUUAGUGCAUGAAUCCAUAUGAAUGCAUGUCAGGCUCUGUAAUGCAAGAGUCGGUUAUUUUAGAGUCUUUGUUUUUGGUCCGAUGAUCUAUUUAUUAGUAAGUAUAUGUCAUGUAGCUUUUUCUUUUUUUUGGUUGGUGUUGUUGUUGUUGUUGUGUCGUAGGCUGUUUGUUUUUGUUUUAGUUGAGGCUUAUUUGAAGAUGGUCUUGUGUUUGUGAUGAA